AUUGUUGUGAUUUUGACAUUAAAUUAAAAAUGUCAGAAAUGUAUUUAAGAAUAUCUUUCAAUUACAUUUAAUGAAGUUUAAAUUAGAAAAUUACGACAUUUCAUAAUUGUAUUAACAAUGGAAUCUGACGAUACGGUCGUUCUCCUGAAAGCCGAAGUGGAGAGGUUAACAAGAGAACUUGACCAAGCAAGUAGUCAAAAAGUGCAAUCUGCUCAGUAUGGCUUGGUGUUAUUAGACGAAAAACGAAAUUUACAACAAAGAUGUGACGAUUUGGAAAUUUUAUACGAAAACACAAAACACGAGUUGCAUAUAACGCAGGAGGCUCUUGCCAAGUUUCAGUCUAGUCACAGGGUAACGACUAAAACAGGUAUAGAAACGGAGGAAUCGUUAUUGUCAGAGUCGGCAGCUAUAGAAACUUCGUUAAACUCUCAAAUUAUAGACUUAGAAAAUGAAUCUAAGCAAUUAAGGCACGAGCUAGAACGAGUUACCACAGAAAGGGAUCGGAUGCUGCAAGAAAAUUCGGAUAUAGGCAAAGACAAGGAGGACAAAAACAUGGAAUGUAAGAAGCUCAGGACUGAGUUACGUGAAAUUAAGUUCAGGGAGACACGGUUAAUUGCCGAUUAUUCCGAGUUGGAAGAAGAAAACAUCACUUUACAAAAGCAGAUUUCGGUGUUGCGUAGUUCACAAGUGGACUUUGAAAGCUUAAAACUGGAAGCAAGAAGAUUGCAGGAGGAGGUGGAACUUUUACAUUCUCAGGUUGAAGAAUUUUCAAACCUGAAAAAAAUUGCGGAAAAGCACUUGGAAGAAGCCUUGGAAUCGCUGCAGUCGGAACGAGAAGCCAAAUACGCCUUGAAAAAAGAGUUAGACCAACACAUAAAUCGCGAAUCGCUGUACAACAUCAGUAAUUUGGCUUAUAGCAUUCGAGGCAUGGCUGGUGACCAAACGAUUGGUAGCGACGGAGAAGAUGACAUUCCAGGUUUGAAGCGAAUUGAAGCUAGCUUAACAGAUGGUGCCGUGCCUGAACUGACCUCGCCAGAUGAUAAACACGUUGAUCUCUUUUCGGAGGUGCAUUUAAAUGAGCUUCGCAAGUUAGAGAAACAAUUAGAACAAUUGGAGAAAGAAAAAAUUAGUCUAACUCAAAAUUUAAGAGAUAGUCAAUCGUUAGUUGAACGUAGCCAAAGUGAAUUACAGGUAUUUCUAGCUAGGUUAUCACAAUUAUCGGCACACGUUGACUCCCUUGAAUACUUGUCACAGAAUAUUGACAAAAAAAUUAUGAGUCCGCCCGAGCACGCCGCUGUGGUCGAACAAUAUCAAAAGUGGUUUAAAUUAUCAUGCAAGGAAAUUGAUCAACUGAAGUGCGAUUUGAAGGAGUUGGAGAAGUUGAGUAGUUGUUCUGAUGCGACCUUGCAGUUGAGGAACGAAAUUACCAACAUUAAAAAUAAGUUGUUUGAUGCCGAACAGAAAAGUAUGGAUUUGGAAAACGAUGUGCUAUUGUUGAAGGAAUUUGCCGGAGAAGCCGGAACUUCCAUAGAGGAUGCUUUAAAUAAUCUACAGCUGGUUACUGAAGAAAUGGCUCAAGUUUAUCACCAUGUGUGCACUGUGAACGGUCAAGUACCAGAUCGUAUUAUAUUGGAGCAUGAAAAACAAGACGGUAUGCCUAUAAAAGGUGCCGAUUCCCAACAACCCGAAUGUCUAAUUUCCAAAUUGGAUUUAUUAAGAAAUCGCUUGAAGACGGAUAUUUCUGUGAACGACUUGGAGAGCUUCCAUGAUGCUACCAUAAUUGUUAAGCAUGUGGGAACAUUAAUGGAUCAAGUAAAGCAUCUUCGCACUGCAAUCGAGAACACCAUCGAAUUGUCGAAGAUUAAGGGACAAAAGACUGAUGCCAACUAUAACUCAACCAGAGAUGAAAGCAGUGAAACUGAAAUAGCGGAACUUCAAGAGCAAGUAAUACGACUGAAGAGUCUACUGUCAACAAAGAGAGAGCAGAUAGCGACACUCCGUACAGUAUUGAAAUCGAACAAAAAUACUGCUGAGGUUGCUUUGAAUAAUCUAAAGGCGAAGUAUGAAAAUGAGAAGACUAUCGUAUCGGAAACCAUGAUGAAAUUGCGUAACGAGUUACGAUUGUUAAAGGAGGAUGCUGCCACGUUCUCAAGUUUGCGCGCCAUGUUUGCCGCACGCUGCGAGGAAUAUGUCACUCAAGUGGACGAACUUCAACAACAACUAACCGCCGCGGAAGAAGAGAAGAAGACCUUGAAUCAGCUAUUGAGACUUGCCGUACAACAAAAACUCGCGCUUACACAAAGGUUAGAAGAACUGGAAGUUGACCGAGAGAUACGCAACGCCAGACGUCCGGGAAUACGCACCUACCAACGUCCAGGCCGAUCGAAUCGUGACAUGUUUUAGCCCAGAUCAAGAGCUGCAGUGUACAUUGUAGCGCUCGUUACUACAUUUUUCAAGUUAUGAAAUUUUCUCUAUCGUUUAUACUUACUCGGUAAGUUAACCGAAUUACUUACACGUCGUAUGACAAAUCAGAUAACGAUGGUAAGGUUACUAAUCCUGAUGAAACUAAUUUUUUAUAUUCAGACGACCAGUAACUUGUGAUUUCUAAGUUAGAAAGAUAAUGUUAAUUGGCGACUUUCAUACUACUUAUUUUUACUUAUUUUAUCUACAUGUAAUAAGUAUUGGAUUUUUAUACUUCCAUGACAAGGCAUUUGUACUUGCGUCAGUAUGGCAUUUAUUUAUUGUGUGUAUUUUAUUGUGCUAAAUGUAACUGAAGGAUGUGUGCAUUAUGGUUCAAUUUGACAGUAUUAGAUUGGAACGAAUAACGGUUGAUUUGUAUUACAAUUUUUGUCGCUUAGACGGUGAUGGGGCAAAAUUUACUUGGAGGCUUUGUUUUAUGAAAUAAUAAUUAACAAUAUAUCAAAGAGGCGUCCAAAUAAAAAAAAUAAUCUUAAUAUAUCAAUUUGUAACGAAUCAAUUCCGGGUGUACAGUUGUGUAACGAAAUGGUACAUGAUUGUGACUAGUUUAGCGUGAAUAUUUUUUGAUAAUUGUAUAAACCGGUUGGAGAGUUUUAAAUUAAGGUACACUUUGAAACAUAAACAAUAUUUCUUGCUGCCAAACUGCCUUUCUAUAUCAAAUGUGGCGUGUACCACAAAGGUGGCCCGA
This is a messenger RNA of Photinus pyralis (common eastern firefly), 3166 nucleotides long. It is a transcript of the gene BicD, whose product is annotated as protein bicaudal D. Gene Ontology annotation, molecular function: cytoskeletal adaptor activity; dynactin binding; dynein complex binding. Gene Ontology annotation, cellular component: Golgi apparatus; cytosol. Gene Ontology annotation, biological process: regulation of microtubule cytoskeleton organization; protein localization to organelle; microtubule anchoring at microtubule organizing center. The record is from RefSeq and is a predicted model, not a curated record. Lineage: Eukaryota; Metazoa; Arthropoda; Insecta; Coleoptera; Lampyridae. The transcript is spliced from 5 exons. The coding region runs from base 118 to 2403 and encodes 761 amino acids.